AUGAAGCAGAUCUGGGAAGAAGGCUUCAAGGCGUAUGUGCGUCAAUGGUGGAAUUGGUUGGAUUUCAUAAUGCUCACACUCUUUCUUACUACCGUGGGUCUACGUGUGGUGGGCUUGAUUCUGCGCAAGACCGAGCGCUACGGCUUCGACCUGGCGGGUCGCGAGCAUUGGCCACCAGACGAUCCCACUCUUCUCUCUGAGGCCUUCUUUGCCAUAGCCCACAUCUUCUCCUUUGCUCGAAUCAUCUUCCUCUUCCAGGUAAAACUACCACUCUCUUAUACACACUGA
Molecule: messenger RNA, 288 nt
Organism: Hydatigera taeniaeformis
Lineage: Eukaryota; Metazoa; Platyhelminthes; Cestoda; Cyclophyllidea; Taeniidae
Source: the annotation of a GenBank genome assembly